AUGGCCGGACUUCAGAAGCUGCUCGUCACUUUGCUCGUCUUCCUGGGCGUCACCUUCGUGUACUUCGCCCAGACGGCGGAGGCCGCCAAGGGCCCCAAAAUCACCCACAAGGUCUACUUCGACCUCAAGCAUGGCGAUGAGGACCUGGGCCGCAUUACUAUCGGUCUCUACGGCAAGACCACUCCCAAGACUGCGGAGAACUUCCGUGCUCUUGCCACUGGCGAGAAGGGUUUCGGCUAUGAGGGCUCCACCUUCCACCGUGUCAUCAAGGACUUCAUGAUCCAGGGUGGUGACUUCACCAACGGCGAUGGUACUGGCGGCAAGUCCAUCUACGGCCAGAAGUUCCCCGACGAGAACUUCAAGCUCAAGCACACCAAGAAGGGUGUUCUCAGCAUGGCCAACUCUGGCAAGGACACCAACGGCAGCCAGUUCUUCAUCACCACUGCCAUCACGUCGUGGCUCGAUGGUCGCCACGUCGUGUUCGGCGAGGUCCUCGAGGGCUACGACGUCGUCGACAAGGUCCAGAAUGUCGCGAAGAAGCCGGGCGACAAGCCUGCGGUGGACGUGGUCAUUGCCAAGAGCGGCGAGCUGGAAGUCCCUGAAGAAGAUACGGCUGUCGACACAGCAGAAAUGGUGGCAGGAGAAAGCGAGGAGGGCAGCGCAAAGGUGGAGCCCGCCAGCAAGACGGAGAUCAGCAGCUCCUCUACCGGGUUGAGCCCUGGGCAGAAGUUCUUCGGCUUGGGCGUCAUUGGAGGGCUCGUCUUCCUCUUCGUGCGGUACCACCAGUCAAGGGCUGAAAAGUGGGAUAAGACCAUGGCUUGA
Messenger RNA from Diplodia corticola, 822 nucleotides. Its product is annotated as peptidyl-prolyl cis-trans isomerase b. The transcript has 6 exons. The record is from RefSeq and is a predicted model, not a curated record. Gene Ontology annotation, biological process: protein peptidyl-prolyl isomerization; protein folding. NCBI's taxonomy places the organism in Eukaryota, Fungi, Ascomycota, Dothideomycetes, Botryosphaeriales, Botryosphaeriaceae. The coding region runs from base 1 to 822 and encodes 273 amino acids. Gene Ontology annotation, cellular component: fungal-type vacuole; endoplasmic reticulum. Gene Ontology annotation, molecular function: peptidyl-prolyl cis-trans isomerase activity.